AUGCUGAAGCUCUGGCCGUCUGGACCAUCGGCUGCUGACGGGCAGCUCACGCCCCGGGCAAGCGAUCGCAAGAGCCCGAAUCCAUUCGAGGCCUCGCUCACCAACCUGAACCCGACCCCGAUGGCGAGCACAGCCCCGCGCACGCCGACCGUAAUGCACCAUCUGCUCAAGACCCAGGACAACAACCACGAUACCACCCCAUUGGCCACACCCUCUCUGGGACUCCCAGCCGCGGCACCGACUACACAGCUAUCGCUCAAUCCGCCGGAAUUCAAGCUGAAAUCCGCACCUCCACUGCGCCGGAACCACUCGCAUACGCCGUCGAUCAAGGAAAAGGACGCCCAGGCCGCGGGUGCAUCCUCCAGGGGACAGCUCCAUGUCAAGCUCAUUGCCGCCCGGGGGCUCAACGUAUCCUCUGCGCGCGCACGGCCCUAUGUCGUUGUGCAGUUCGAACAGAGCGAGUUUGUCAGCCGUGAUCCUAUCGCCGAGUCCGAUGCCCCCGUCCGCGGUGUCCCAGCUGUCCUUUCCCGCGUCAACUCGGCCGUCAAUGUCACCGCUGCUGCUGCUGCCGCCGCCGCCGCAGGGAGCGGACUGGCCCGUGUACUCGCUGCCAACACAUCCGCAUCUUCCGUCGCCUCCGGAUCUUCAAACGGUCUUGGCACCAUGUCCACACACAACCCCGUAUGGAAGCACGAGGUCGCGUUCGACGUCACUCAGGAAAAUACAACAAUAACCUUUACAGUCUAUGACAGACAAGAAGAAGACGAAGCCUUUCUCGGCAUGCUCGAGAUGAAGCCGGUCCUCAAACACGAGCACACGGUUGAUCAGUGGAUCAAGCUACGACCCAGAGAAUCGGAACCCGUAACAGGCGAGAUACGAGUCCAGAUUACAUAUGAGCAGUUCCAGACUCGACGCGCCCUCACCCCGCGCGAUUUCGAGUUUUUGAAGCUCAUCGGUCGCGGUACAUUCGGCCGUGUCUUCCAAGUCAGGAAAAAAGAUACCAAACGCAUCUAUGCCAUGAAAGUCCUUUCCAAAAAGGAAAUUGUCGCCAAGAAAGAGGUCGCACACACCAUUGGUGAACGCAAGAUCCUCCAGCGCUCGCUCGAAUCGCCCUUCCUCGUCGGCCUCAAGUUCUCCUUUCAGACCGAUACCGAGCUCUACCUCGUCACUGAUUUCAAAUCGGGAGGCGAGCUAUUUUGGCAUCUCCAGCGUGAGACGCGCUUCUCUGAAGAGCGCGCACGAUUUUACAUUGCUGAGCUUGUCCUGGCGCUGGAGCAUCUGCACAAGUACGAUAUCGUCUACCGGGACCUAAAGCCCGAGAACAUCCUUCUCGAUGCAACGGGCCAUGUCGCCCUGUGCGAUUUCGGCCUGUCCAAACCGGAUCUCCCGAGCGGCCAGCUCACCAACACUUCUGCGGAACCACCGAGUAUCUCGCCCCAGAAGUCCUCCUCGACGACCACGGUUAUUCCAAACUCGUCGAUUUCUGGAGUCUGGGCGUCCUCUUGUUCGAGAUGUGCUGCGGCUGGAAUUAGGUUCCCGAGGGGUGUAAUCGGUGAGGACGGGAAACAAUUUGUUAAAGGGCUACUCAACCGAAACCCGAAGCACCGUCUGGGUGCACACCGCGAUGCGGAAGAACUCAAAGAGCACCCAUUCUUCAAAAAUAUCGACUGGGUCGCGCUCGCUCAGAAACAAGUCCCCCCGCCGUUCAAGCCGUCUGUCGAGUCGGAUGAAUCAACGGCCUGCUUUGAUCCCGAGUUUACGAGUGCGGAUUUGAAAGAGACCGGAGUCGACGCGUUGAUGGAUGAAGAUGACCCGUCGGACCAGUGGGUCGCUUCCGUGGUGCUCAUAAUGGCCGACCGAGUUUCAAUGGGCCGAACGGGGGUCAAGGGGAUGGAAAUCACGAACAAGGACGCUGCGAAUAAAAAGGCCCAGCGAGAGAGGGGUAGCCCGUUGACCAAGUCGAUCCAGGAGAACUUUAGAGGGUUUACAUAUUCCGGCGAAAGCGUGGUUGCUGCCGCCGCCGGAGUCCUGGGGAAAGACUUUGACGAGGACGUAGAAGAAGAGGACGAGGAGAAGACGGAGACGAUGCUGGGACGGAUAGCGAAUGGGAGGACGAGAGUCCUGCAGGACGGUAUAGCGGGGCGAAGCGGACGAAAAAGGGAGAGGAUGGAUUCUGCGGCGGCUUUAUUUCGAAUCGUCAGGCCAAAGAGUGCAAGCCUGGCGGGAGCAUUCUUGACAAACUACCGCAGUGCCCGGAACUUUUCCAGCUACUAUAGCCUUGCCACCCCGAACCGUGUCAUGUCCGAUCGGCAUAACGGGGACUAUCCCGGACAAGUCUUUUUCGGAGUCCACAAGGGGAAACGACAGUGUAUCGAGCCGACAUAUCAGAGCCUUAUGAAAAACGUCCAAGGUUAUCCGGAUGCGGUCUACAAGGCGUUUAUGAACAAGGCUCACGCGGAUGAGUUUUCCAAGACGGGAAAGGUACCUCGCGGAGCUGUGCCCGUUCAGCCGGGCGCGUCGUCUUCGUCUUCAUCCUCGUCCUCGUCGUUGUCGAGAACGUUGUCGUUGAGCGCCCCGCUUGCUGGACCGAGCUCGAGUCUGAGAUCUGAUAGUCUCAAGCCCAAUGUGGUUUCGAUGAGUGCGAGUGCGAGUGCGCAGAGUGGACCGAGCACGAGUCUUGUGUCGGGUGGGAGCGCUGGGUCGAGUAGACAGCCAACAGCUACCAAAUCAAACGGAGGCAAGUUUGCGUCUCUUAUCGUGGUACGCCUACGCCUGUUGGUAGCAAUAAAUCCACAUCCAUCAAUACCGCUCGAAAUGCGAGCACAUCAGCUUCCUCCAACAGGGCAAAAUCGAAGUUGGACCGACGGUUCGUGUUUGAGCAAUGGUAGGGAGAACGCGGCUGCUGCAUAUGCUGUGUACUUUGGACCGGAUGACCCAAGAAACGAGGCCGCUCGUGCACCUGGAAAGCAGACGAACAAUGUUGGCGAGAUCUAUGGAGUGAUUCGAGCACUUGAGAUUGUCGAUGAGGGUGCGAAGCAUUUGGUCAUUUACACUGACUCCAAGUACACUAUUGAGAGCCUUGGGUGGCUUCCUGGUUGGAAAAAGAGAGGCGGGAUGAACUCGAGUAAUAAGCCGGCCAUGAACUAUUCGAUGAUCAAGUACAUGGACGCCCUCAUGGCUCGGCGCGGAGACCGGGUGGAGCUCGUUCACGUCCGCGGGCACCAAAAUGACGCUGGCAAUAAUGCGGCCGACUUGAUGGCGCGAGCUGCUGCCACUAACCCUCACGUCCCACCUGCCAAGGACUGGGAACUCGAGUGCAUCAAUCUACAGAAGAAACCCUUGGUGUCCGUCACUGGUAGUCCCAAGAUUACGGCAGUCGACUCGCCUCUAGUCAAAAUCGAGGCUCAGGACGAUGAUAGUGACUACGGCUACAGCGAUAUCGAGCUGGAUGGCGCUGAAAUUGACGGUGUAGACUCGCCUUUGAAUCAGUACCUAUCCGACGACACCCGCGCAACUUCCUUCUCCAACGAAGAGAAACCGGUCACUGGGAAAAAGCGAGCCCGCGAUGAGCCUGUUCAGGAAGUACCGGAUAGCGACACUGAGCGCAAAACAGCGAGGAAAAAAGCCAAGGAACAACCCGUGAAAUGCCCAAGCUGCAGGCACAACUUUACUGUCACUCUUCGAAAAUAA
Molecule: messenger RNA, 3690 nt
Organism: Rhizoctonia solani
Lineage: Eukaryota; Fungi; Basidiomycota; Agaricomycetes; Cantharellales; Ceratobasidiaceae
Product: Serine/threonine-protein kinase
Exons: 14
Coding region: 1-3690 (1229 amino acids)
Biological process (GO): protein phosphorylation
Molecular function (GO): nucleic acid binding; RNA-DNA hybrid ribonuclease activity; ATP binding
Source: RefSeq, a predicted model, not a curated record